GUGUCUGAGCUGAAAGUUGCUGCAGAGGCACGUUGUUUUAUUUUAUGUUAUGUUUUGCAUCCCAUAAUGUUUAUGGUUUGCUCUAAGUUUCACAAUUUGCUACGAUUUAAAUGUUUGAUCUAAAGGGAUAAGUAAUGUAACUACAGACUGCUCACUCUUCCAAUACGGAACAUAUAGAAGUACAUUUACAGUUACUGGAGGAUCUUUCUAAACUUCAAAGCAGUUCAGUCUCCAAAGAUGUCCAGCCUCGUUGCCAAAUAUGAAUACCUGGAGAAGUUUACCCGCAAAAGAUGGCAUUCUGAGGAUCAGAAGCCCAAGAAGAGAGGCUAUGUUCCAUUUCAAGGCAGAAGUGACUGUGAAGCUGGUCCACACAAGAAGAAGCAAAAGAACAACUGGGAGCCUGGAAAAGGACGUAAUAUGAACACAAGUUACAGGAAGCCAACUCCACCAAGUAUUCAUAAACCAGCACAGAAUGCUGUCCAGGUCAAAGUUCAGCGUGGGAAACGAGUAAAGAUGCAACAGAAGACUGAAGGUACAAAGUCAGAGGAGUUUAAUGCGGUGGAUAUUUUAAAGAAAAGACUUCAUGAGAAGAUUGAGGCGUCUCGCGCACAGGGCACUCCAAAAGAUCCCUCCUCAGAGGAAGUGCAGAAACGUCGAGCAAAACGAAAACAGGAGAGGGAGCGAAAGAAGAGGAAACGGAAAGAAUUCCGCAUGAAGAAGUUAGCAGAGAGUGCUUCCAUAGAGGUCAAAGUAGAAAAUGAAACAGAACCGGCACCCGUGCCUCUGAGUGAUUCUACAGGAAGCAAACCUGCCAAAAUGGACACAAACACCAUCGUCUUCAACAAGGUAGAAGUAGGGGAGGAGUAUGUGGACAAAGCAACACAGUUAAAGGAGAAGAAGAAAAGGAAGGCAAAAAGAGGGCUCACUCCCCUUACAGGCAGGAACGUCAAACAGCUUUUGUCCCGAGUGGAAGCUAGGAAGGCCCGUCUUGAGGAGCUGAGAGAGAAGGAUGAAAAGAAAGCCAAGAAGGAAGAAGAGAAAAUGCGGUGGACUAACGUCCUCUACAAGGCCGAGGGCUUGAAGAUCAAAGACAAUGAAGACCUUCUGCGUGCUUCCUUGAAGAGGAAGGAGAAAAUGAAGACACGGAGGAAGAAGAAAUGGGCUGAAAGGAGUCAGCAAGUGCUGGAGAAGAUGCAGCAGAGGCAAGAUAAAAGACGCAAAAAUAUACAGAAAUUCAAGCAGAACAAGAUGGAGAAGCGUAAACAGAGAAUCAGGAAGAAAGGCAGGGUGCUGCCUGAGGAUCUAAAGAAGGCUGCUGUGUAAGGAGAGGUAAAUAAAUGAACUAAGAGAAAUGAUCGGGUUUAGGUGAAAUGUAAGAAAAAGACGAACUCUAAACUGGGUUUCCAAUUUGUGAAGUUAUGCCCUGAUUCAAUGUAAAUAUGAAUAUUGGCUACAUUAAGCCAAACUCUUAUUUGUAAUAGUGGUAUCGAUACCUCACUGAAUAACUUGAUCAUUAUCUGUUAAGUAGGAAAAAUACAAAAAUAUGCAAAUAUAUGGUGUUUUGGAAAUAAUGAUGGAAUUGAUUGUAUGCAUUUGUCUUACCACCUAUCUUUCUGUCAUUAAAUUUUCUGUUUGUGAGAGAGUUGGUCCAUCAGCUUUUUCUAUAGCUUUGUAGUUCAAUAAAUACUGUUUUGUUGUUUAC
This is a messenger RNA of Ictalurus punctatus (channel catfish), 1702 nucleotides long. It is a transcript of the gene surf6, whose product is annotated as surfeit 6. Gene Ontology annotation, biological process: ribosomal large subunit biogenesis; ribosomal small subunit biogenesis. Gene Ontology annotation, molecular function: DNA binding; RNA binding. The coding region runs from base 238 to 1323 and encodes 361 amino acids. Gene Ontology annotation, cellular component: nucleolus. The record is from RefSeq and is a predicted model, not a curated record. Lineage: Eukaryota; Metazoa; Chordata; Actinopteri; Siluriformes; Ictaluridae. The transcript is spliced from 5 exons.